GUGCCCAUUUUGCCUCGGGUCGUGUGGUGCGUCUGGCGUUGGUCCUUCUCCUCAGGGGCGAGGGAACGUGGCGACUGGUCCCACACAGAAUCGGAAGAACAUCCAAUAACACACCAGAACGAAGGAACGAACUAGAUUGUAGAAAACAAACUUCGGAAGUCAAAGCCAAGUGGGGUGCUUAGCUUUGUUUCAACAGGUCACAGUUUCUAUCAAUAUAGUGGCCAAACCACAAGGCUUGAUUGUAACUGCCUUGCCAUGGAAAUCAAGAUUCUUCCCUCAUGGUAACCAUGGACAGCUCUUAAAGGGUAUUGGUUUUAUUACCAAAUAGCUGGACAUCCAGAACCUGAAGAGGCUCUAGUAUAAAACCAACACUAGAAAUAAGGCCAUCCUUAUAGAAAACUAAAGAAUCAUUGCUUUGGUGUUGUCUUCAGAAGUGAGCUUGCAAAACAAAUUGGAACUUCAAGAUUGUCAAUAAUUAAAGAUACCUGUAUUUUAUUUGUAAAGUAUGGCUACUCUAAUGGCACACGGUUUUGUCCAUAUAUGGAGCAAGAAUACGGGGAUGUCUAAGCCCAAAGAAGCAUACAUUGGAAAAGUGGAAAAAAAGAAGAAUAUUAGACUGCUGGUCUAUUUCAGCACUGGAGAAUCUACAACUUUUCAACUAACUAAUAAUAUUAAAAGUGUGGUGCUUAGAUCCUAUGGAAGAAAACAAAAUCACCUGCAUUUAACUUUCCAAAAUAAUAGCUUCUUGUUUAUUGAAGGAUUAUCUUCUGCAGAUGCUGAAGAGUUGAAGAUGUUCUUGGAUGGAUUCUCUCAAAAUAAUCAACCAUCCAUGAAACCUGUUAAGGAUGGAGGGAUCUUUGCCCGCACAACAACACAGAAGGAAAUCAACAAAAGUUCAUCUCACGAAAUAUGUAGUAAGUCAAGUAGUGGAUCUUCAGAGACAGGAGAAGGACAUGGAACAGCCGAUCUUCAGCAGAAGCCUUUGUGUGCAUCAAAGUCAUCAACACUUACUUGCAAUGAUUUACCAGAAAAUGGACAGGAGAAGAGAAAAAGAAUGUUAUCAUCUGGUUCAGGGAUGGGUGGGAAAUUCCUGCAAAAGAAUAGCUCUGUAAGAGAGAAGAAAUCCGAGACAGAUCUCUUGACGUAUGUAAGCCACAAUAGGAAGAAAAAAUUGAGGUUAAAAAAUAAGAAGAAAUUAGCAUUUGAACACUUAUUCAAGACCGAUUCUGCUGGAAACCCUUACCUUCAGGGUGUUAGUGUUCUUCAGGUGCUUUGUGAGAAAAUAUAUUUGGCAUUUCUGUUGGAAGCAAAGUAUAGUGCAGAUAAGCCAGAGUGGGACAGACUCAAGAUGACCCUUGACUUGUACCCAGAGAAACUAUUGCAAGGCCUCCCCAAUUUGGGAAACACCUGUUACAUGAACGCAGUUUUACAGUCCUUAUUUUCGAUUCCGUCUUUUGCUGAUGAUUUAUUCAGUAAGGCUUCCCCAUGGGGUAAAAUUCCCCUUGAUGCUCUUAGCGUAUGUUUAGCACAGCUGUUUGUUUUGAAAGAUACUUAUAACAUAAAAAUCAAGGAGACGUUACUUGUGAACCUUAAAAAAACCAUAUCAUCAGUUGCAGAGAUUUUCUCUGACAACGUACAAAACGAUGCUCAUGAGUUUUUAGGUCACUGUUUAGAUCAUAUGAAAGAGAACAUGGGGAAAUUAAACACCAUAUGGAAGGCUAAAAUUGAAUCUGAAGAGGAGAAUCCAGCUCAACAGAUCUUUCCUGAAAGUGCAGCCACUGAAGUGCUCAUUUGUCCCGUCAUCAAUAAUUUUGAGUUUGAGUUGCUGCGCUCUAUUACUUGUCAAGCCUGUGGUCAUGUUGUUCUCAAGACCGAGGUGAAUAAUUAUCUCUCCAUCAACCUUCCACAAGGAACGAAAUCACUUCCUUUGUCUAUUCAGUCUGCUUUUGAUCACUUCUUUGGAGCGGAAGAGCUUGAAUAUAAAUGUGGGAAAUGUAAGCAUAAGAGUUCUGUUGCAGUGCACAAAUUUAGUAGGCUACCCAGGGUUCUUAUUGUUCAUCUGAAACGUUAUACCUUUGACGAGUUUUGGUCGCUAAGGAAGGAUGACCGGGAAGUCGUUAUUUCCACACAUUUAGAUAUAUCAUCUCAUUGCAAUGAAACUACCAAGCCACCUCCUCCUGUGAGCAAGAAUGUGCUUACUAGGGAUUUCCAAAUCCUAAAAGUCUUUCACAGCAUAAAAUUUGGAAACUUCUUUCUAUUAACACCUUCAACAAAGCCAACCUUGGCAUCCAAUGAUUCUCUGAUUCCACACAUUGGACCAGACAAAGAGUCUGAACCACAAAAAUGCCAGAUUCUUUGUGAAGGAUCAAAUGGAGAACAGAAAGAAGACCUGGGAAAAUGUCCUAAACCGAAUAUAACUGAGUCUGAAUUAGUAAACUUAGGAAAUAGAGCAGUCACUGAAAAAGAGCUAUUAGCUGCUGGCUUAAUGAUGGAUCUUGAAGCAACGUCCCUUUCUCAGAUCCAGAAAGAUGAAGGUAAACCCACCAGUGGUCCAGACAGGUGUCUUGCCGAAGUUUAUCUUCAAGAAAUGUUUGAAAAUCUAAAACAAAAGAAAUAUGAGACAACUAAUACGCUUGUAGAUUUCAAGAGUGGCACUGAGACUAUUGAAGAUACUUAUAAACGUGAAAAAAACGGAAUUCCAAAAGAAUGCCAAAAACCGACUAAACAGACCCAGCAUGAUGAAUGGAUGAAAAUCUAUGAACAAGCCCUGCGGCAGGCACUGCUUGGAGCCCUCUUGAAGACACGUACCCGCUGGUAUGCAAAGAACCUCAGAAAACCUGCAGAAUUACGUCCCCAGGAGGCCAAAGCAAAUUCCCUAGGGGCACCGGGUUCCAAUAAAAACCCUGGAAACAAAGACUGUUUAAAUAAGGAGAAGUCAGAAACUGAAGCCACAAAACCAAAAAGAAGUGGUAAGAUGAGUGAUCUCAAUUCCUAUCGGCUCAUUGCUGUUGUCAGCCAUCUUGGGAAGACCCCAAAUUCAGGCCAUUAUAUCAGCGAUGCCUAUGACUUUGAGAGGCAAGCGUGGUUCACUUACAAUGAUCUACAGGUAUUGAGUAUCGAAGAAGAUCUCAUGCAGGAGGCUAGGCUUUGCACCGGGUACAUCUUCUUUUAUAUGCACAAUGAUGUUUUUGAAGAGCUGUUGAAAAGGGAAGAGAACUUCCAGUCUCGUAACACAAAGGCAGGGAAGACCGCUCAGAAGUAAGUGGAACAGGCUCCUGGUUGCACACAUCUGCUUGACUACCUCAUUGGUUACCACUUCCUCUAUGAAAGGAAAACUCCACUCUAGCCAAAGAUGAAGAGGCAGAUGGCAUCCAGGGUCAGAAUUUAUGCAGAAACACUUGGGGAAAAUCUCUAUUCUAACCCUAAUACAGAUAGGUCAAUCCCACAGUUCAGCGAUAAGUAUUCCUUUCUAUUAGACUAGAAUUGUGUUCUCCAUAUUCUGGUGCAGUGGAUUUUAAGUGCAGUCUUUAAAUCAGCAGCAUCAGGAUCGUGGAGAAACUUCUGAGAAAUGCAAAUUCUUGGGUCCCACCACAUAAAUGCCAAUUCAGCAACUCUGAUGGGGGGUGUCAGGGUUGUUGGGGGUAGGGAACAGUAAUUUGAUGGAAAUUCCAUCAGAUGCUUGAGAAAUUUAGAGAACUACUGUUCUCUACCACCACAUAACUGCUAGUUCAGCAACUCUGACGGGGAGUGUCAGGGUUGUUGGGGGUAGGUAACAGCAAUUUGAUGGAGAUUCCAUCAGAUGCUUGAGAAAUUUAGAGAACUACAGUAGUGUGUUAGGUAUCUUGGUGGAUUUUGCUGUUGUAUAUUUAGUUACAUUUCUAAAGGAGUUUGAUUACAGUUUUUGUUUCUUAUAUUCACAUAUGCCUUUCCUUCAGAAACUUAUUAAAAACAAAAAACACACAGAGAAAUCACUCUUCUGCCGAUCAUACUUAGUGAUUUGACUUAAAAAAAAAGUUUCUGGAGUCCUGACCAAAAACAAAACGAAACAAAAACACACACAAAAAAACACAAAAUAAAAACAAAACAAAACAAAAAAACAAUUGCUGAGGUUUUGGCAAUAAAAAAAAAAUAGUUGCUAUGGUCCUGUCAAUAAAUAGUAAAUGAAUCUGGUAAUUUAUGAAUCAUCUUGGGCAUAUGCAAAUGAGACUAUAACACCAGGUCAAGUCUCCAAAUUGUUUGCUAGACUCCUUUUGCUCAGUAUCAAAAGGGUUAUAUACUCUCAAGCUUAAGGAUGGAGAAUUUAUUUGCCCUCAAGAAAUUGACCCACUUUUCCUAUUUGCUAGCCAGCUGUUCUUGGUGUCAUUUUAGUCUUCUCCAAGAGGCACUUGAUUUGCCUCAAAGGAACAUUGAUUUGCCAGAACUUUAUCUGAAGCCUUGAACAGUCCUCUGCAUUCAAUAUUAUAAGACUAAUUCCAGAUUUCUUUUAUUCCUCCAUAUCUUAUAGCAGUGGUGACCUUAUUCCUUCAAGGAAUAAACACACAAUGCACACUUUAGAGUGGACCUAUAGGAUUUGAAAGUGUUACUUGUCACCGAUUUUGUAUAAUGUUAUAAAACUUAAACCUAUUUGAGGUGCCUUUGAGGCAGGUACAGUAACACCUUGUACCUUUGUUAGGAACAAAUUACUUACACUAAAAGGCUUUCUCACAUCACAUGAAGGGACUGAAUUUUUGGUUCCACCUUUACCAACAUGGGUGUCCCUCCUUGUUUCUAGGGGGUGGGCUCGGUAUGGCUAUAUUAAUCCAACAGUUUGUUGGUACUUUAAAUCCCAGAGGCCUUUAAAGAGGUGAGUUGGAGUGUAGUGGUGUGGGGAAGUUAGAAAAUGCCCUUUAAGGGGAAAACCAGAUUCGAAAGUUAGGGAAUUCUAUUGCUCACAGCACAGUGCAUCUAGGAGGAGGUCUGAAUGAGACUUGGAGAUUGCAAGGUAGAUGGAGGCAGUUUGUUUAUUCAAGUUGUGUAGUACUUCAGCAGCUGUGGUGGUUGAAGGAUGAGGCUGGAGUUACCUUUAGAGGAGGGGAGGGACAGUUCGGUCACACAAUUCCAGGCUUUUGACCUCUCUAGAAUAGUUAAGUGUGAGCUCAGUUACAUAGGCAUCAAAGCAAGAGUUUUGGUAGGAGUGAGAGAAAAGUUAUUUUGUUUUUAAAGGAGAAUGAAGAUGCCAGUAGCUUUGAGAUUUAGAAAUGUCUGGUGUGGAGUAUAGAAUAUUAUAAUCCUGAAUAUGCUGCUCUUCAGCAUGGAGCACUUCCAAAAUGCAGGCUAAACUAAAAGGUGAAGAAGAUGGUUGGGAUAUCCAGGAUGGGGAGGGUCUGUCCUCCUAGACAGAUGGCUUGGGUGGAACCCUUCAUUGCCCUGUGAGAAAAAAUUUGAGGUGCACAGUGAGCAGCUGCAUACCAUCUGUGUGUUACACUGUUAUUUAAAUAAAAGAUUAAAAUAAUUCUUAGGUGA
Messenger RNA from Herpailurus yagouaroundi (jaguarundi), 5502 nucleotides. It is a transcript of the gene USP26, whose product is annotated as ubiquitin specific peptidase 26. Gene Ontology annotation, molecular function: cysteine-type deubiquitinase activity. The transcript is spliced from 4 exons. The record is from RefSeq and is a predicted model, not a curated record. Gene Ontology annotation, cellular component: nucleus; cytosol. Gene Ontology annotation, biological process: G1/S transition of mitotic cell cycle; protein deubiquitination. NCBI's taxonomy places the organism in Eukaryota, Metazoa, Chordata, Mammalia, Carnivora, Felidae. Bases 506 to 3262 code for a protein of 918 amino acids.